This is a messenger RNA of Platichthys flesus (European flounder), 2270 nucleotides long. Its product is annotated as E3 ubiquitin/ISG15 ligase TRIM25-like. Bases 236 to 1738 code for a protein of 500 amino acids. The record is from RefSeq and is a predicted model, not a curated record. The transcript is spliced from 4 exons. Gene Ontology annotation, molecular function: protein binding. NCBI's taxonomy places the organism in Eukaryota, Metazoa, Chordata, Actinopteri, Pleuronectiformes, Pleuronectidae.
CAGAGAGAGAGACAGAGAGAGAGAGAGAGAGAGAGAGGACAACACAGAGAGAGAGAGAGAGAGAGAGAGACAGAGACGUCUCCAGUGGACAGUUUGACGUCUGGACCAAACUUGAUUCCUCGUCCGAUCAUAAAGAGGCAGAGAUCUGCGGUGGUUCAUUGAAGAGAACGACUGAGAGGAAUCUGAACAUGAAGUCAAAGCUGUGAAUCAGGUUUGACAGAACCAGAAGCUGAGGAUGAGUCACGAGGAGGAAACGGUUCAGGACAAAUCUGAAACAAGAGACGAGGAAUCUCAAGAAAACCGUGAAGUCAAAGACAUGAAGGUGAAAGUUCAGCCGGAGAAGAAGACCAUCAGCCCGCUGACGCUCCUCAGAGACGACCUCAGCCAGUUCAAAGACGAAGUGCUGAAGGUGUUAAAGGACACGAGGGCGGAGCCUGAGGCCCGUACGUCCAAUCAGACAGGAAAUAAGGUGAGUAGCAGCACGCUCAGUCUCCUCAGAGACGACCUGAGCCAGAUGAAAGAGGGCGUGGGCAGCAUCUUCGGCAACUCAUCCAAAGACAAAGACGUGAAAUCUGCAGAUCCUAAAAGCAGUCAGGCAGCGGAGAGGAGCUUCAAUCCUCUGAGCCUCAUCAGAGAGGACAUCUCUAAUGUCUUCAGACUGGCUCUGUCCAAGGACAAAGACAACAGAGACCUCUCGGCCCAGAAUGACAAAAUAAAAGUCCUCAGCGCUGAAAGAACCGACGUGUCCUUUAUGAGGCUGUUCAGAAGAGACCAAACUCUGAGGAGCUGUGAAAGAGCCGAGGACGGACAGGAAGAUAAAAAGAGGACUUCGGAAAAAAACGAGAGACAAACAGACGAUGGUUUCACAGGACAACUCUCAGACAGCGAAGACAAGAUCAACACCAUGGAGGACCAAUCAGAGGAGAGCGUUGAGGACGAUGGGUCUGAGCGGACACCGACACCUAGUCCACCUGAGGAGACGAGAUCACAGACAGCAGAUCAGAGACGUGACCACGACUCUGUGGAUUCAAAGGAAGACCAGAACAAAGAAGAACAAAGUUCAGAGACUCUUCAGUUGGAGAAUCUGAUCUCUGAGCUCAGCCUCAUUAGUCUGAGAGAAGACAAAGACGAGGACAGGAGAGACGAACCGGGAGAAGAACUGUGGUCGGUGAAAAACUUCGCCAUUUAUCUGACCUUUGACCCGAGCACUGCCAACUCAGAGCUGCUCCUGUCCGCCCACAACAGGAAGGCGACUCGCGUGUGGUCGGACAAUCGCUACUUGGAAAACAUGGACCGGUUUGAGUGCUGCCCUCAGGUCCUGUGCCGGGAGGGGCUGCUGGACUCGGUGUACUGGGAGGUGGAGUGGAGCGGCGGCGCCGACAUCGGCGUCACCUACAACAGCCUCUCCAGAGACGGAGACCCGGCGAGCUGCCUGCUGGGACACAACGAGAGCUCCUGGAGUCUGGAGUGCUCGGAGGACAGCUACACACCGUGUCACAACAACAGGAGAUUCCAGUCCUCCUCGCCUGAUCCCUUCACCCGCAGAGUCGGGCUGUACCUGGACUGGUCUGCAGGAUCCCUGUCGUUCUACUGCAUCUCACAGGACGCCAUGGUCCACCUCCACACCUUCAGCUCCACCUUCAGCCAGCCGCUGUACCCUGGCUUCUGGGUGUGGGCCUACGACGGCUCGGUGUCGCUGUGUCAGGUGGAGUUGAACUGGGAACGCCUGCUGCAGUGAAUCCCUGUGACAGCAGUGCCACCAGAGUCCAUGUGGGGGCACUGCAGCCGAUAGUGCAGACAGGACCAUGAGGCACAAAGAAGAAACCUCAACACUGGUGGAGCUUUUUGAGAAUUGUUGAUAACCGUUGUUUAUUGUUUGAUUCUCCAGCUGGACGCAGAGACUUUAUCACAACCUCUUCCUCCGUCGCCCUGUAGUCUCUCCGCUCUGUGCUGCCCUCUGGUGGAUAUUCACAACCACGUCAAUGGACAGGACCCGUCUGAGGUGUGUGGACGGUUACAUCGUUAGAAACGUGCGUCUCUUUUUCAAACGUAAAGUUUAAAUAAACGAUCCUUGAGACGGACGAGCGAGAGACACUUCAGAAUCAAUCUGAAUUACUGAUCUGGAGAAUCAGUUAAUUACACCUCGUUAGAAUCAGUCGGAUAAAAAGUAUUUGUUGUCAUGUGAUGUUUGUUUCAUUUGUGUUGCCUAUCUGACUGUGUGUGUGUCUGACUGUGUGUGUGUCUGACUGUGUGUGUGUCUGACCUGCAGC